AUGCCGCUUCACAGCAGCCAUGUCUUUGCAAGUCACAUCGGCCAUACUGGCAAGACAACGCUAGCGUAUCAAAUGUCCACUUUCUAUGCCAGUAAGCAUCCGGAUGCCCGAGUUCUGAUAAUGGACCUCGCAGAAGAAGGUGACCUCACAAAGCGACUACUCGGUGGAGUGGAUGCAGCCGGCCGCAAGGUCGAGUCGCUGUUUGGAGGAGUCUUUCGGCUCCUCCAGGCCGCAGAGAAGAGGCCUUCAGGGCUGACCAGCUGGCUCUGGUCCUCGACUUUUGACGUUAUGGAGCAUGCAGUCUGUCUGAAAGAGCACAACCCUGCACUCCCUGACAACCUCUACCUCAUUUCGAGUGGCGCUUGGCCGCGGACAGAGGCUCCCAUGAGCGACGAUGUGAGAAAGCAAGUUUGCGAGAGAAUACGGGACUCCCUCACCAAGUCCACAGAAACUUGGAAGUUGUUCUGCGACACGGACGGUGACCGACGACCCUCGCCAUACACGAUGUUGGCGUAUGGCCUCUGCGAUGAGGCCAUCGUGCCACUCCACCUGAACAAAGGCGAUCUGGACAGGACUGAAACCAUGCUGGGGGUCAUGCACGAGCUGAGAGAGCGAGGAGAAAUCAGGACUCAGGUUCUCUUCAUCGUUUGGAAUUUCGUCAAGGUCCUGAAGGACGAUCCUGUAGAGUACAACGGGAUGAUGCUGCCAUUCACUCCCACAAAGGUGUGCAUGGACAUCUUGGAGUCCUGCAACCGUCGGCUGUACGGCAGCGCCACGGAGCUCGCGGGGCUCUUUGUGCACGCCGGCGAGUCAGAGGCAGACUUCAUCAAGAGUUCUACAGCAGUGCUGAGGGUUCUGGCAGACAACGUGCUGAGGCCAUCUGAGGAGCUCGGUGUGCCUGUAGUGGAGAUGGUGAACAGACUCGCCGAAAGUGGCAAGAAGACCAUGAAGUUCCAGAGUGGGGAUAUUGCCUACGACACGAAGGGUGAGACCAUCUCGAAUGUCAUGGAUGGCCUGAAGCAGCUCGAAGAGAAGUUCGAGGCCAUGGCCCUUGGCUGA
Messenger RNA from Symbiodinium natans, 1059 nucleotides. Lineage: Eukaryota; Dinophyceae; Suessiales; Symbiodiniaceae. The record is from the annotation of a GenBank genome assembly.